AUGAACUCCCUCAAGGUUCCGGAGAGUGGCCUGCUGCUCGAUGGGCCCUCUGAAGGGGACUCUUCCUCGCCUCCCCAGGCCUUUGUCCUCUCUCUCAGCGACGCCGUCGUUCAGAACCUCGUCCAGAGUGCUCGCAAUGGCGAGGAUCUGCACCUCGCCUUGGGGAAUAUUCCGACGCUGCAUUUUGGCUCCCAGUCACAUGCAAUCACCCCGCCCGACGAUGACGUUCCGUACGACUUAUACCUCACGAAACCAUUCGAGUCGACGCGCAAGGCAGAGAGGCUGCCCCACACGGGCUCACUGUUCAAGAAGCCCAAGCAACCCGCCUCGGACCAGAAGAAGACCUCGGCUAAGGCUGUAAAGGACGCGGACCAAAAAACAAACGGUGCCCCUACCAACGGCAAGAGCUCAACACCCUCCGCCUUGGAGUCCGACAUCGAGGCUCUCCAGAACGGACUGGCGGCCCAUGAUGCGGCACGAGAGAGAGCUCGCAUGGUCGAGAAGCUGCCUGCGUCGAGAAAGGGGGCAGACAAGGCAAAGGGCAAGCUUUGGCCAAAUUACAACUCGACGCCCAAGUCAAUGCCGACAUCGCCCGCCCUCAACAACUCUGCGGCCUCGCCGUCCUCGACCCCUGCCUUGGAUGCCUCGCAGCAGGUGAUGGAACGAAAGAAGGAGCAAAGAGUUGUGCUCGUCCACGAAUUGGCCGUCAAGGACCGGACAACAGACUACUUGCGGGGGAAAUGGGCGGCCAGGGAGUCAGAGUUUCGACCAACUCUGGAGAAAAUGGCCGAGUUCAGCCCGGACUCGAACAAGUGGGCGAUGAAGAAGCCUUGUUGGAAGGAGCUGGACGUGUGGAGAUACGACUACGGCACCCAGGAAGAUCGGCUGACAGCCAUCGACAACGCCGUUCGACAGUACGACAAGCAAAGGCUGUCAUCAUCCGAAGUGGAGUGGCAAAGGCUACUGCCAAAGGAGGAGCGAGGCAAGGGCAAGUGCUUGAGUCGUCUGCAGGCCAACCUUGCCAAGGGUCCUGCGCAGCAGCCGGCACCGAAAAUCAAGGUACAGCGGGCGGAUGAUAGCUCCGGAUCCAAGGACGACGGGGACAGCCUGGACACUGACAAGCCCAAGGCCAACGGGGAAAUCAUGUCGAGAUCGAACUCGAACCCUCUGCCCGCCAAGUCGAACAAGAUCACGGCGCAGUCGGCUCAGGCCAAGCGCCUUCUUGGGAACUCCAAGGCCAAGGCGGCAGCGCAGAAGCCAUCACCGACCAAGGCCAAGCCUGUGGCCAAGGGAAGCAGCGGGCGCGUCCUGUCGGCGGCCAUAAUCGAGAAUUCGGACUCGUCGGGCGACGAGGCCCCUGCGCAGAAAGCCAAGCCGGCUUCGUCCAAGCCCAAGGACACGGUCAUUGUCAAGACGAAACCUCUGCAUCGUGCACCGCCUGUCAAGCAGCGGCAGCCGCCGCCGCCGCCGCCGCCGUCGCGGCCCCCCGUGAAGCGAAGUCGCGACGACGACGAUUCGAGCUCCAGCUCUGGCACCCCACUGUCGAAGCGGAUCAAGCCAAAGCCGCAGCCGCUGCCUGCGCGAAGCACAAAGCAGCGACCGCCCAACGCGGGCCCGGCGUCCCGCAGCGCCGGCGCGCCUUCGUCGUUGAAGAGCAAGAAGACUUCACCGACCAAGUCUUCGCCGUUGGCGUCGUCGCCACCAACCAACGCAUCGGACCUGGACGAAGAGACGCCGCCGGCGCCAUCCAAGAAACGCAAGGCCGAGAACGAUAGCAAGCCAGGGCCGACGAAGCGACGGGUGGUUGAAAGCGUGCCGACGGACGUGCUGAGCAAGGCGCACAAGUUCAAGGCGUAUUACCAAAAGUACGAGGCACUUCACUACGAGAUCUCGGCGCUCGACGACCCGCCGCACGAGAAGCUGGCGGACCUAUUGGACAUGAGAGGCCGGCUGCAGAUGAUGAAGAAGGAAAUUUACAAGCAGUACUCGCCCGACAGAGAGUAA
Hirsutella rhossiliensis is the source of this 2004-nucleotide messenger RNA. RefSeq names its product COM1 regulatory protein. The record is from RefSeq and is a predicted model, not a curated record. NCBI's taxonomy places the organism in Eukaryota, Fungi, Ascomycota, Sordariomycetes, Hypocreales, Ophiocordycipitaceae. The coding region runs from base 1 to 2004 and encodes 667 amino acids. The transcript has 3 exons.